GCAAUUUGUGUGUUUGUGUCGCAAUUUAUCUACCGGCUUUUGUUCUCGGAUGUUCGCGGAUUAAUUUCGUCAUUUUUAUUUUAUGAAUAGCAAUUUUUAUACAUUUCCUUUUUUUUUAGAUACCUAUUUUUAUACCAGUUUUAAUUUAUCAAUUUUUAAGUUUAAUUAUUUUAUCUCAGUUUAUUUUUUCUUCAACUUCUCGAGAAUUCUCGGACGCACUGGCAUUUUUUAUCUACAAAAGAUGUCGGAUUCUUAGAACUUUUAGUCUGAAAUUUCAUCUUAGACAAAAUGGCGUUUUUAACUCGACUUCAGUUAUUCUGUUUGUAUUUUCGAAUAAAUAGUUGGAAAUUCUUUGUCUCGACUCAAGUAAAAAUUAAUCUCGCGCGUCGGUUGCUAAUAAUCAGACUCAAGAGCAAGCCAGACUUGUUCAGACAUUUUUUGAUAUCAUGGACAAUCGUCGUGAUCGUCCGGCUGGACGAAGUCGAGGAAGGGCUAGUAGCAGCGUACCUCAGCAGCAGCAGCAGCAGCAGCCUCAAGGAGUAUGGGGACGCCGUCCGGGACCAUCGCAAGCUCAUGACCCCGCUCAGCAGUAUGGACCUCCACCGAGUUUAGGUCGGUCUGUUCGUGCACCAGUGCCAACUGCCGCCCCUGCUGGAGACCAGCGUCCACCAGGAGUCGAUCGUCCGGCUCCUCCACCCUCAAGCGUUGCACAAGUCGGAGGUGGUGGCGAUGCAUCAACAUCAGCUGCUGGACGUGGAGCCAUGCGAGGACGCAGAAUGGUUAACCCAGAUAUUUUGAAUUCCCGACCCGUUCAUGUUAAAGCAUCUAAGAAAGGAACUAUCGGUAAUCCAAUAAAGCUUCAAGCCAACUUCUUCAAGAUUUUGAGCGCUCCCGAUUGGUGUUUAAAGCAGUAUCGGGUUGACUUUGCUCCUGAAGAAGACAGGCUAUUGGUCCGUAAAGGACUAAUUCGUAUUCAUCACGAAGUACUAGGCAACUACCUCUUUGAUGGUACCAUGUUGUACUCCACGAAUCGCUAUCAAUGUUCUAAAACAGAAGCGUGGGAAUUAUUUUCUCAAAGACUAUCAGACAAUGCCCAAAUUAGAAUCAGCAUCCGUCUCGUUGGAGAAAUGACAAAAGGAGAUCCAGCCUAUCCUCAAUUUUAUAACAUCGUUGCUCGUAAAGGAUUAGAACACCUUCAGCUUAAAUUAGUCAAUCGUGAUUAUUAUGAUCCUAGAGCCAGUGUUAACAUUCAUGAAUUUGCACUUCAAUUAUGGCCCGGUUAUCAAACAUCAAUUCGUCAACAUGAACGCGAUGUCCUCAUGAGUUGUGAAAUCACUCACAAAGUGAUGCGCCAAGAGACCGUAUACCAUGUUCUUCAAAAAGUUCGCAACCAGUGUCGUGGUGGUGAUGUACAUGUAUCCUGCAAAGCUGCCGUAUUGAAUUCACGAGUAAUGACUGAUUACAAUAACAACACUUACCGUAUUGAUGAUAUUGAUUUCACCAGAACGCCUGAGUCUACAUUUCCAUUCGGAAAGGAUCGAGUUCCGACAACUUACUUAAAAUAUUAUCAAACCAAGUACGGAAUUUCCAUUAAAGAUCAUAAACAGCCGCUUCUUGCCUCUCGUUCAGAUCAGAGAGAUCGUCGUGCUGGACAAGAUGAUAUACUUUAUUUAAUUCCUGAAUUGUGUCGCACUACAGGAUUGACCGACGAGAUGAGAAACGACUAUAAGUUGAUGGCUGCAUUAGCUAAGCACACCCGUGUUAACCCUGACAGGCGUAUCGACAAAUUGUUGAUGUUCAACAGAAGAUUGCAGGAGACACCGGCAGUAGUCCAAGAGUUUAAACGGUGGAAUUUAAGAUUAGAUACUAACUUGGUCGAAAUUCCAGCUCGUGUAAUCCCACCAGAAAACAUCAUUUUUGGAGCUUCGAGGGAGUCAGCCACUCAGUCUGCUGAUUGGACUAAACACUUCCGAUCCUCGCGAUUGAUUGUUUGUACCAAAUUAUCUGAUUGGGUUCUCAUUGUUCCAAACAGUGUACGACGUGGGGAAGCUCAGAAUUUCGUGAGUAACAUCAUCAGAGCCGGUCAAGGAAUGUCAUUCAUGGUCAGUCAACCUCGCGUCAUUGAUAUUCGUCGAGACUACGCUUCUGAUUAUACUGACGAACUGGAAAACAUCUUGAGCCGAUCUACUCCUCAACUAGUCUGUUGUGUUACACCAAGAUCACGUGCUGAUGUCUAUGCCUCUAUUAAAAAGAAGUGCUGUGUAGAUCGGCCAGUUCCGAGUCAGGUCAUUCUUGCUAAAAAUUUAGCAUCCAAAGGAGCCAUGUCAAUUGCUACCAAAGUUGCAAUUCAGAUGAACUGCAAGAUCGGUGGUGCUCCUUGGACUUUGGAAUUUGGAAUGGCUGGAUUAAUGGUUGUCGGAUUUGAUGUUUGUCACGAUCCUAACCAACGUGGAACAGAUUAUGGUGCUAUGGUUGCAACUCUUGAUCGUGGAAUGACCCGCUACUUUUCUGCAGUCACCGCUCAUCGCAGUAAUGAAGAACUGUCAAACGAGUUUAGUUUGAACAUGGUCAAAGCAUUACGCAAGUAUUCUGAAUUGAACAACGGUAGUUUACCUGCACGUAUUAUCAUCUACCGUGACGGUGUCGGCGACGGUCAAAUACCCCACGUGCUGAACCACGAAGUCAAUCAUUUGAACGAAGCUCUUGCUAAGAUGUACGGUCGUCCUGAAGCAGUGAAGAUGACGUUCGUCAUCGUCACUAAGCGUAUUAACACCCGUUUGUUCUACAACCGUCGUGAAAAUCCGCCACCUGGUACUGUAGUCGACGACGUCAUCACCAAUCCAUGGAGGUACGAUUUCUUCAUUGUAUCUCAGUGUGUCAGACAAGGAUCUGUCUCACCUACAGCCUACAAUGUGAUUCAAGACAACGCUGGUCUCGACGUGUCAGCGCUUCAGCGCUUGACUUUCCAGUUGACGCACAUGUACUUCAACUGGAGCGGAACUGUCCGAGUUCCCGCGCCUUGCCAGUACGCUCACAAAUUGGCAUUUUUAGUUUCUCAAAGUAUUCACCGCUCACCAAACGCUCAGUUGGAAACUCUUUUAUACUUCCUUUAAGAAAAUACGAAGGAAAAAGUUAUUUUUUUUUUUUUUUUUUUUUAUAUUUUAAGGAAUGAAAAUUUAUUUGCUUUUUUAAAACUUGAGUUACUUUUAAGUAAAUUUUUAAUAUCCGGUGAAAUGCUUAACUUUUUAGUUUUUCAGUUUAUUUAAAGUUUUUUAAUUUCAUUAUUAUUAUUUUUUUUUUUUUUUUUUUUGUUUACUUGAGCAUCAUCAUUUUAAUGAUUAUUAAUGAAAAAAAAGACAAAGUUGGUUUUAGUGAAUAUUACUAAGGUUCAUUAAAUUAUUUGAUAUUUUUAAGUAUAAUACUUAUAAAAAAAAAAAUACAGAGAUAAGUAAUUUUAGGGAUAAAUGAUUUUUCUGCUCAAUAUAUGGAAGAGG
Messenger RNA from Cotesia congregata, 3494 nucleotides. The record is from the annotation of a GenBank genome assembly. NCBI's taxonomy places the organism in Eukaryota, Metazoa, Arthropoda, Insecta, Hymenoptera, Braconidae.